GAGCACAGGCAGCCCGAGCCGAGCCGGCAAAAGCGGCUCGUAUGCACUUUGGGCCGAGGCAGGCUCGGCUCGUGUCCACCCUGAAUUUGACAUGGUAGGUGAAGAAAUGGCCGGCCUCUUGUGUCUGUUGAUUAUCUAUUUUGCUAUGCGACUUUUCCUUCGUCCAUUAACCUUCAUAGGUUUAAUGCCUAUGCAUGGGUUGCUAACAUUGUACCUAGCCUGGUGCCGCCCUACUUAGCGUCUUAGCCUGAGCAACAGAUUAUCUAUUUAACCGAGGAUUGCUUGACUGCAAAUCAAAAGCUAGCCCGAUCGAGCAGACCAUACGCACAUGGAGAGAGGAGCAGCAGCAGUACUAGUACUGAUGUCGUGGUUGCUGCUAUUCUUGCUACUACUAGCAAGAACAACAACUGCCGCGGACGGUCUGAACGUCACCGCGGACGGCCCGCACCGCUGCGGCGGCGAGGAAAUCCCCUACCCGUUCGGCAUCGGCGAGGGCUCCUACCGUGACGACGGCUUCGAGAUCAUCUGUCGAGCCGGCAUGCCGGUGCUCGCCACCACCAGCAACGACACAUUCAUUCCGAUCGGCAACAUCUCCAUCCUCAACGCGGAGGCCGUCGUGAUGCUGCGCGUACGGUCGCGGUGCUACAACACCACCACCGGCGAGCCGACCAACGAUAGCUACACCAACUUGGAGUUCAGCGACAAGGGCGUUUACCGCAUCUCUGUCUACGGGAACUACUUCUACGUCCUCGGUUGCAACACCAUUGGCUACCUCAGAACCAAGGAGGAGACCAAAGGCAAUGAUACUACCGGUACGGACAACUCCAAGUUCACCGGCUGCCUGGCCUACUGUGCAAACUCCGAGAGCGCGGAGGACGGGAGCUGCGUCGGCGUGGGCUGCUGCAAAGCCGAAAUCCCCAAGGAUCUUGUCGACAACAUGCUGGGCUUCACCAGCUACAACCUCACGGACAAGUACAACUUCAGCUCUUGCGACUAUGCGUUCCUCGCAGAGAGAGGCAGCUAUGAGUUCAGGACAGCCGACCUCGGCAUGGACUUCGGACGGGAGAUGCCGGUGCGGCUCAACUGGGCCAUCGGCCGCGAUGGCCACCACACGUGCGCCCAGGCUUAUGCUAACGAGAGGGACUCUGACUCAGAGGCCUAUGCCUGCAUAAGCUCCGACAGCAUCUGCCUCGACUCCCCCAAUGGACCUGGAUACAUCUGCCGCUGCAGGGAAGGCUAUGAGGGCAACCCGUAUAUCCAUGGGGGUUGUAUCAAUAUCGACGAGUGUAGGCUUCCGGACAAGUACCCUUGCAAAGCCACCUGCAAGGAUAGUCUAAAUGGCUACACUUGCACGUGUCCCAAGCAUUCAAGCAGUCCCAAUCCCUUCAAUCAAACCUGCAACCCAGAUUUUCCCAUCUUUGCGCAGGGUAUCGUAGGUUCAAUAGCUGGUCUUUUCAUCAUAGCUAUUCUGGUCUUCCUCGGGAUUCUUCACAAAGAGAAAAAAAAGAUGGAAGCAUUUUUCAAAAAGAACGGCGGACCUACAUUGGCAAAGGUUAAUAACAUUAAGAUAUUCAAAAUGGAAGAUCUCAAGAACAUUUUAAAAGCUAGCAAUGUUAUUGGGAAAGGUGGCUUUGGUAUGGUUUACAAGGGAAUCAUUGGGGAUAGUAGCCAGCUAGUCGCAGUGAAGAGGCCUAUCAAUGUUAAUUUAGCUGAUCAAGAACAAUUUGCAAAUGAGAUCAUCAUUCAAUCGCGAGUCAUUCACAGGAACAUUGUCAAUCUCAUAGGUUGUUGCCUAGAAGUUGAUGUCCCAAUUUUGGUCUAUGAGUUUGUCCCAAAAGGUAGCCUCCAUGACAUUCUCCAUGGUAGCCACAGGGUGCCUCUCGAUUUGAAUCUACGACUGCAGAUUGCCGCAGAAUCAGCAGAAGGUCUAGCUUAUAUGCACUCCAAAACUGCUACCACAAUCCUGCAUGGUGAUGUUAAACCAGCUAAUAUACUCUUAGAUGAUAAUUUUGUACCAAAGAUCUCUGACUUUGGUAUAUCGAGGUUGAUUGCCACAGAUAAGCAACACACCAGAAAUGUUAUUGGUGACAUGAGUUAUAUGGAUCCUGUAUAUCUGCAGACAGGAUUAUUGACUAAUAAAAGUGAUGUCUACAGUUUUGGUGUUGUGCUUUUGGAGCUUAUUACAAGGAAGAAGGCCUCACAUUCCGACAACAAUAGCUUGCUCAUGAAUUUUCUUGAUGCCUACAAAAAUAACAAAUCAGUGAUUGAGCUCCUAGACAAGGAACUUGAAGUGGUACAAGAUCUGGAGCUGCUUGAUGGUUUGGUAGGAUUGAUUAAGCAGUGUCUAAAUCUCGAUGUCGAUCAGAGGCCAGAGAUGAACGAUUUAGUAGAGCAGCUCCGCUAUAUGGAGAAAAGAUGUAAGAGGAAAUAGAGUGGUCAUUUUAUUUGCUGGUGAGGUGAUGCAUCCAAGUGAAAAAGUUAAGUUGUGAUCAUCAUAUAUACAUGCUUACGUUGCUCUCAUAUAGAACUAUGGGAGAUUUCCAUAGUGUUCAUGUACUUUUCAUUCAUGCUGUUUUGUUCUCCUAUGACUUAAAGGAUGUGUGUCCUGAUUCUCACAAAAAAGGAUAUAUCUCCUCAAGUAGAAUAAUAGGAGGUUUAUGUAUGUUGUUGUGUCGUGUUGUAAGGGUCUGCUUGCAGAUGAUGAAUGGAUGUGCGCUUAUAUUUUA
Brachypodium distachyon (stiff brome) is the source of this 2726-nucleotide messenger RNA. RefSeq names its product wall-associated receptor kinase 2. The transcript has 3 exons. Gene Ontology annotation, cellular component: plasma membrane. Gene Ontology annotation, molecular function: calcium ion binding; protein serine/threonine kinase activity; ATP binding. The record is from RefSeq and is a predicted model, not a curated record. Bases 329 to 2431 code for a protein of 700 amino acids. NCBI's taxonomy places the organism in Eukaryota, Viridiplantae, Streptophyta, Magnoliopsida, Poales, Poaceae. Gene Ontology annotation, biological process: protein phosphorylation; cell surface receptor signaling pathway.